UUGUAGUACACAAAUUUGUUAUAACUCUGCUUCUUCCGCAGAGCAAUUCUUCCUGCUUAUGUGUUUUCAAGUUUCCAAGUUUCAACUUCCAACUACCAGUUUAAGAGAUACGAUGGAAGGAUCGACAUCCACGCAAACUGCCAAACGAGAUGUUUUUCAUGUAUAUUGCACUGUAAUGCCUGAUGGUAAAAAAUUGAAGUGUAAUUUUUGUGAAAAGGAAAUAUCCUCUGGUAUUUCACGCAUAAAAUUGCAUUUAGCACAACAAAGAGGUACAGUUGCCCCGUGCAUGCAUGUGCCGCCUGAAGUGGAAAAUCUUGCUAAGGUUGCACUGGAAGAAAAGAGAAAAACAAAAAGGCAAAGAAGAGCAGAAUCUGAUAACGAAGAUUCAGAACAAGUGUAUCAUAAUGAGCCAUGGAAACCUGUGUGUGGUAUAGAUGAAGAAGAACCAGAUUUUCAUGCAGAAGAAGAACAAGCACCAGUCACACAAAAGAAAAAGACUGGGUUCUUAAAAAACCUUUUUGGACGAAAAAAUAAGAAUAUUCAUGCCGGAGAGGGUACAUCGCACGGUCCUCGGGCCUCUGUAGAAAUACCUAGGUCUACUAUGCGUCCAUCACAACCACCUAGGAUGUCUGUGGAUAUGGGAGGACAAUAUAACCCUUCUAGGGAUUCUCAACCUUCGAUGGCAAAAUUUGGCAAAAGCAAAACAUGUCGGGAAAAAGUCGAUUCUUCUGUUGGACGUUUUUUUUUAUGCCAAUGA
This is a messenger RNA of Papaver somniferum (opium poppy), 757 nucleotides long. RefSeq lists its product as uncharacterized. The record is from RefSeq and is a predicted model, not a curated record. The coding region runs from base 59 to 757 and encodes 232 amino acids. NCBI's taxonomy places the organism in Eukaryota, Viridiplantae, Streptophyta, Magnoliopsida, Ranunculales, Papaveraceae. The transcript is spliced from 2 exons.